AUGUCAUCAACUAUUGACCCAGGGGUUUAUUCUAUCAUAAGUAAGGACUUUCCUAGUGUCCAAGUCCUUUCCUGGGACAACCUGAACUAUUCCAAGAAGGUAACACUGGGUGCAUUGACCCCAUGGGAUAAAACCACCAUGUUAUCAACUAGUGCUGUAGCAUUUCUACAGCUCUGGCUUGUCGAGCUCAUUCUGAGUCCUCCAUUCCUCCAGUCUCCCACCAAUACAUUUACCAUGUGGAACCUCAGUAGCAGAGAGUAUUUGGCCUCGGAUGAUGGCAAAAGGGUCAACACCAUCCUGAGGAACAACCUCAAUGAAUGCUGGGACUUCCAGAAAGUCAGCAUCUCUAACAAGGGUGUCUCGGCAGUGCUGGGUGCAUCCAAUAUUGUCAUCAACAACCAGUCACUAAGUUCACAAGUGCAAUUACUUGAUAGCAAGUAUCUUGUCUUAUCGAAAGGAAUGUUACAAGAAAUUUGGAAUGGCAUGAUGAAGCACAAUUAUCACUGGGAGAUAUACGAUGAAGAUGGUCUUGCUAUAGCAUUCAAAUUGGCCGUGGCCAAGUGGGGGGUUCAGUCCAUCCUCAAGGAUGUGAGCAACUCAAAGAACACAGGAAUGAUCUAA
Messenger RNA from Suillus subaureus, 621 nucleotides. RefSeq lists its product as uncharacterized. Bases 1 to 621 code for a protein of 206 amino acids. The record is from RefSeq and is a predicted model, not a curated record. Lineage: Eukaryota; Fungi; Basidiomycota; Agaricomycetes; Boletales; Suillaceae. The transcript is spliced from 8 exons.